This is a messenger RNA of Corticium candelabrum, 798 nucleotides long. RefSeq lists its product as uncharacterized. The transcript has a single exon. The coding region runs from base 270 to 782 and encodes 170 amino acids. Lineage: Eukaryota; Metazoa; Porifera; Homoscleromorpha; Homosclerophorida; Plakinidae. The record is from RefSeq and is a predicted model, not a curated record.
CCAUGAAGAGUUGGAUAGGCUAGACAAACUUUUGCUGACUCUAGUUCGACAAGAUACAUAGUUUCACAGUUCCACAGUUCAAGUAGUUUGCUAGAUGGGGGAAAAGUAGUCCUAGUUUCUGUGGCAUCCGGGGUUUCAUAGGCGGGGCAGCUCAGUCAUUUGAAUAGCCGGCUAACGGAUACAUGUUUUCUUUGUUGUGUCUCUUGUGUUCAAUUAAAUUUAUUCUUACCAAUCUUUGAGUCCUAUGCUACAAUUGGCGCUGCGAACAGAUGGCUUCAAAACCGGUUCUUGGAUUCAAGGAUUUUGAAAGACUUGCCAGGUCAAUUGGUACGUUCAAGGAAGACGCGAGUCAGGAUUCGUGUCGGCGUUUCAAGAGUUGGAAUACCAAUUCAUUCAAGUUCUACCUGGACUUAGCUGUUACAGAUUACAAUAUCACGGAAGACACUCACAGAAGUUUAUUUCUGAAAUGUCUAGAUGAAGGUAUACGUAUGUGUCUGGAGAACGCGGUACUACCAAGGGAAAUCACAGACUUCAACGUCGAACAACUUAUUGAGAAGACUCAGAUGUUCUUCCAGCGUAAGUACAAUGCAAUUGUAGAACGAGUGAAAUUACAUCGGCGAAUUCAACGGGAAGAAGAGGCUGUACAGGAGUACGCCAAAGGAUUGAAACGAAUCGCAACGAAUUGUUCAUUCAAGGCAGGAGAAUACGAAGACAGAUUGAGAGACAUUUUUGUGGCAGGGCUUAGAGAUGACUCUAUUCUACAAAAGUUGUAUGAGAAAUAAGAUUUACUGACGCAAC